ACACACACAUGCGAGGCCGCCGCGAACGCCGCAACCGCGCCGAGGAGGCGAGGUUCGCCAAGACGCGUGUCCAGCUUCACAGAGACAAGGCCGCCUCCGGCUACUGCACCGCCGGUGAUUCGUCGAACGUGCUGCCUUGGGCGUCGGGCGAGGGUCUGGUGCUGGAGCCUCAGGCAGCUCUGACCGCGGCGACGGCCGCCGCGAGGAGCAACUGGAGCGUUGGCGGGCUCAAGCGCUGCGCCAUCAUCGUCGAUCGUCACACACACAAGAAUGGCGGCUCGACCGUGCGCGACAUCUUUCUGGAGAAUGAGCGGCUAGGCUACGGCCUGUACCAGGGCUACACACAGCUCGGCUGGAACUCGGACUGGAGGAACGUGCGGCGGCUGGCCGACGCCGCGGUCGGGGAGGGCCGCACGCCCUCGCUGCUGCUCAUGAUCGAGGCGCACUUUGGGCAGGUCGAGCUCAAGGACCGGCCGAUGCAGGACCUCGCCGCGCUGCGCGCCUUCCACCUGAAGCACCGCGUAGACUGCCCGAUCGUCCUCGUGACGCGCGUGCGCGAGCCGCUCGACUACUACCUCUCCUUCUUCCGCUGGGGCGUCGCCUUCCGCAUCAAAGAGGCGCUCGCCACGGGCAAGGGCAAGGGCAAGGGGGCACUCUCGCGCCACUGGAACGGCGCGGCUGCGGCCCCGCGCCGCCCGAUGUGGGGCCACAACUUCAGCGAGUGGGCGGCGCAGGUGCCCAACCUGCAGUCGACGAUCAUGGCGCGCGGCAUGGCCGCGAGCGGCGCCGAGUACUAUGGCCGCAUGCAUGGCGGCUCGCGGCCGAAGAAUGCGCAAAAGGCAUGGCAGGAGCUCGACGAGAUGCUCUCCGCCUUCGACGUCGUGGGUACGGUGAGCCGCUUCGACGAAACCCUGCUCCUCGCCGCCGACCUCGUCGGCCUGCCGGUGCUCACGUACAAGUACAACCGCCCCAACCAGAAGGGCGGCUACCGCGGCACCAACGCCGACAUCUGCCCCGACCGCGAGGCUUGCGCCGCCCUCAUCCGCGAGCUUGCGCCCCGCGACCAUCGCAUGUGGGCAAAGUACUCCGCGGCCUUCGAGGCACGACUCGCGGCGCUCGGCCCGGCUUUCGCGCGUCGCGUCGCGGGCUUCAAAUCAGCCGUCAAGCGCGCGCAGCCGGCGUGGGAGGUCGCGCCGCGUGCGCAGACCAUCUGCCGCUACCACCCCGAGACCGGGCCGCGCGCGCGCGAGCUGGCGUUCCCGAACUUGCGCUGCCCGGUCGGCGAGGCCGGAGGGAAGCCGCUCUGCCAGCACUUUUACGCGCACCGCCUCUUCGAGUGCCCGUGGCAGUACGUGCCCAACUCGUCGCUCACCGACUCGCUCGGCUGCUGGCGCCCGUCGUCCGGCUUCCUGUGAGUGUGCUUGAGGAGAUCGAAGCCGCGCUGCGGCUACGUGCGUGCUGAGGAGAAAAUUCACAUCACGCCGCCCGCGGCGCGCCGCGCGCGACAGAGGGGUUUUUAUUUGUUUUUGCGGCUUUUAUUAGUU
Molecule: messenger RNA, 1544 nt
Organism: Emiliania huxleyi CCMP1516
Lineage: Eukaryota; Haptophyta; Isochrysidales; Noelaerhabdaceae
Exons: 1
Coding region: 9-1415 (468 amino acids)
Source: RefSeq, a predicted model, not a curated record